Messenger RNA from Glycine soja, 1420 nucleotides. RefSeq lists its product as uncharacterized. Bases 164 to 910 code for a protein of 248 amino acids. The transcript is spliced from 6 exons. NCBI's taxonomy places the organism in Eukaryota, Viridiplantae, Streptophyta, Magnoliopsida, Fabales, Fabaceae. The record is from RefSeq and is a predicted model, not a curated record.
CAAAAUUUAUCACUUUGACGAGAAACCCGUUGGCAAAAACAGUGAGAAAUUUUCUUCUUCUUAUUUUUUAAUAAUAAAAUAAUAUGAAAAAUGAGAGACAUUGUUGUUGUAUCCAAAUCCAAAAAAACCUUUUUCUGAAUCAGUCGUGAACCAAAAGAGGAAGAUGGAGCUGUGGAACAGAGCCCGAAGCUUUGCGGAAGAAGCAGCGAAACGAUCCCAGGAACUGUCGUUGGGAGCUAGAGCUACCCAAUUCACCAACAUCAUAGCAGAAACCACCAAAGAAAUCGCAGCGCAAGCUUCCAAGCACUUGCCCCGACCUUAUGCCAUAAACGACGUCGAUCUCCACCGUUUUGGCAUCACCGAAGAGUUGAGGGACUUUGUCAAAGGAAUCACCAUCACUACCUUUGAGGAUUUUCCCCUUCAAGAUGAUACGGAAUUGUCUGAUGUUCCUGCAGUUUCAAAUGUUAGGCAGGACCUAACCGAGUGGCAGGAAAAACAUGCCAGUCUUGUUCUUUCUACAGUCAAGGAGAUUUCAGGAUUGAGGUAUGAACUGUGUCCACGAGUCAUGAAAGAGAGGAAGUUUUGGAGAAUAUAUUUUAUACUUGUGAAUAAUCACACUGCACCCUAUGAGAAUAAGUACAUGGAAGACAAUAAACUAAAAUCAUGUGAACAAGUAAAAGAUCACAAAGUGAUGAUGGAAUCCUUAAACACUGAAUUGAUCUCCAAUCAAGAGGUGCAAGAAGUGAAAAAGGAGGCCAAACCUUCGAAUUCAUCAACAGAGCAAGACUUGGAUGUAUUUCUUCUGGGAGAAGGAAACAGUGAUGAUGAGCCUGAUGAUGGCGAUGGGGGAUAUGAUGAUGAUUUGGAAAAACUGAUGGAUAAUUCGGAUGAUGAGAAAGGGAAAUCAUAGAUGGUGCUUGAAAUUAUUGGCUGACAUUAAAUAAGGGGUUGCAACAUGCCUGAGAAUAUACAUGAUGAAAUGAGGCUUAAUUUAUUGAUGCGACACAUACGGUGGCUGAUCUGUUCCGUGAUGCCUACAUUUAUUCUUUCAACCCUUUCCUGCCCCUUUAUUUAUGUAGUUGCUUCCCCAUGUUGAGGGAUGAAAUUCCUGCCCCUUUAUUUAUGUAGUUGCUUCCCCAUGUUGAGGGAUGAAAAAGUUGGGUUUGUGAUUAUAAAAAAGUUAAUUAUUUGGUGUCUAGUUUUGUUAGUUUUUUAUGUAAAAAAUACACAUUAAAUGUACUGAAAGGAAAAGGAAAAAUCAUUCAGAUAUUGCUUGCCCCCCGAUGUGUAUACUUAGAUCCUAUUGUAUUGCAUUGAGAAGCAGAGGGAAAUGUGUGGAUUUGAUAACGUUUAGGGAAAGGGAAUGCUUGAAAAAUCUUAUCCGAGCUAAUGUAAAUAAUUUAUGAUUUUUUUUUCUAAA